CUCAUGAUUAAGGAAACUGCAUCAUUAAUAUUGGACUAUAAAAGUAAGUGCAAAACAGAACAAAAUCAUUUUCAGUUGCAAUGGGAAUCUGCGGAUCUGUUGAAUCCCGGGAGAUUCAUGAUGCUGAGGAUGGCAAUGAAAAUGUGAUAUUCUUGCAAGGAAAUAAAGUUUCUAAUGGAGCUCUGGUCCUUUGUUCUCUUUACUCUAAGCAAGGGAGCAAAGGACUAAACCAAGAUGCUGCCAUUCUUCACCAGGGCUAUGGAGUGGAAGACGGAGCUUUAUGUGGUGUUUUUGAUGGGCAUGGGAAGAAUGGUCAUGUAGUGAGCAAGCUAGUAUGUAACCACCUGCCUUCACUCUUAUUAACCCAAAAGAGCUCUCUCUCAAAGAUUAAUACAGCAGUAGCAGAUGAUGAUAGUUUGCAAAAUCAUAUGGAGGGAAUAGAUGAUGAAUCAAUGCCAAGCAAGAGUUUCCAUACAUGGAAAGAGGCUUGUAUCACUGCCUUCAAGGCCAUGGACAAGGAGAUAAAGCUGCAAGAGAAUUUGGACUGCUCUUCUAGUGGAACCACUGCAGUAGUUGCUAUAAGACAGGGUGAAGAUCUUGUUAUAGCUAAUCUUGGGGAUUCAAGGGCAGUCUUAGGAAUGAUGACCGAGAAUGGAGUCACGGCCUUUCAGUUAACCACAGACUUAAAGCCAGGCUUACCUUGUGAAGCAGAAAGAAUAAAGAACUGCAAUGGCCGGGUGGCCGCACUGAAACAAGAACCACACAUCCAACGAGUGUGGCUGCCCCACGAAGACACUCCGGGCCUAGCCAUGUCACGAGCCUUUGGAGACUUCGUACUCAAAGACCAUGGCAUUAUUGCCAUCCCUGAUGUCUACUAUCACCGCCUAACUUCUAAUGACCAAUUCAUUAUCCUUGCAACUGAUGGGGUCUGGGAUGUUCUCAGUAAUGACCAAGUUGCAGCCAUUGUUUGGGCUGCAGAGAGUGAACAGGCAGCAGCAAGAGUUGUGGUGGAGGCGGCUACCACAGCAUGGAGGAAGAAGCACCCUACUGCAAAAGUAGAUGACUGCAGUGUGGUUUGCCUCUUUUUGCAAAAAAAGUAACACUUGUGCCAGUGGACAGACUACAAAAACCUUUCGUCCUCUGUAAUGGCCCUUCCUGUGUCUGGAAUGACCUUUUGGCGAAAUUUUGAGUUGUUUUAACAUUGAAAGUGUAAUUUUUCAAGAUUUCGAAGCCA
This is a messenger RNA of Carya illinoinensis, 1234 nucleotides long. RefSeq names its product probable protein phosphatase 2C 72. The record is from RefSeq and is a predicted model, not a curated record. The transcript has 5 exons. Gene Ontology annotation, biological process: protein dephosphorylation. Gene Ontology annotation, molecular function: protein serine/threonine phosphatase activity. NCBI's taxonomy places the organism in Eukaryota, Viridiplantae, Streptophyta, Magnoliopsida, Fagales, Juglandaceae. Bases 81 to 1100 code for a protein of 339 amino acids.